Brachypodium distachyon (stiff brome) is the source of this 1799-nucleotide messenger RNA. Its product is annotated as heat stress transcription factor A-2e. Lineage: Eukaryota; Viridiplantae; Streptophyta; Magnoliopsida; Poales; Poaceae. The transcript has 3 exons. Gene Ontology annotation, biological process: regulation of transcription by RNA polymerase II. The coding region runs from base 296 to 1339 and encodes 347 amino acids. The record is from RefSeq and is a predicted model, not a curated record. Gene Ontology annotation, cellular component: nucleus. Gene Ontology annotation, molecular function: DNA-binding transcription factor activity; RNA polymerase II cis-regulatory region sequence-specific DNA binding.
UAAUCCCCACCACGCACCGCCUUCCAGAACCUUCCAUUCCCAAAGCGGCUACCUAACGCCCUCGGCGUCGUCUCCCAAGCCCCCCAUCCUUCUCAGGUGCUGCUGCUGCUCGAGCGAGAGAGAUCGAUUGGGUUCUGGCCGGCUUGCCAGUCAGCAUCUUAGGCUUGAUUGCCGACCUCUGAACUGCUCGAAUCCACCAUUUUCCGGUGUGCGAGCAAACAUUUGGGUGCCUGCCGCGGCCUUUGCUCUGUUCCGCGGAGGUUCAGUGCUGUGUUGCUCGGUUGUUGUUGCCGUGAUGAUGAUGAAUCCGGUGAAGGUGGAGAGCCGCGCCUCCUCGGUGGCGGCAAAUGGUGCCGCGCCGCGGCCGAUGGACGCGCUCGCCGACGCCGGCCCGACGCCGUUCCUCGCCAAGACAUACGACAUGGUCGAUGACCCGACCACGGACGCCGUCGUGUCGUGGAGCGCCACCAACAACAGCUUCGUCGUCUGGGACCCCCGCAUGUUUGGGACCGUGCUGCUGCCGAGGUACUUCAAGCACAACAACUUCUCCAGCUUCGUCCGGCAGCUCAACACCUAUGGUUUCAGAAAGGUGGAUCCUGACAGGUGGGAAUUUGCAAGCGAGGGAUUUCUGAGAGGACAGAGGCACCUUCUAAAAAAUAUUAAGCGUCGGAAACCUCCACAGGCAUCUCCAAAUCAGCAAUCUCGUGGCUCCUACCUUGAGGUAGGGCACUUUGGUUAUGAUGGAGAGAUUGAUCGGUUGAAGAGGGACAAGCAGCUCUUGAUGGCUGAAGUGGUGAAGCUCAGGCAGGAGCAACAAAACACAAGAGCAGGUCUGCAUGCCAUGGAAGAGAGGUUGCAAGGAACUGAGCAGAAGCAACAGCAGAUGAUGUCAUUCUUGGCACGAGUCAUGCAUAAUCCUGAGUUCAUACACCAGCUUGUCUCCCAGAGCGAGAUGAGGAAGGAGCUCGAAGAUGCUAUCUCAAAUAAAAGAAGGCGCCGCAUCGAUCAGGGACCUGAAGCUGUUGAUAGCACGGACACCAACUCUAGCCUGGAGCAAGGGUCACAGAUAAUGUUUGAGCCGCCGGACCCAGUGGAUGCGUUCAUCAAUGGCUCUCCGUCCGAUCUUGAAAGUUCGUCCGUGGAGACAAAGGGAGCCGAGGUGCAACAGGGUGCUGCUUCUGGCAGCUCUCCACCACUGAAGGGCAGGCCCAGUAGGGAGCUAAAUGAUGAUUUCUGGGAGGACCUUCUGCACCAAGGGGGACUCACUGGUGAUGAGGCUGGUGACCCUGUGGUUCCAGAUGACAUGAACUUCUUUGCCCAGAAGAUGAACUUCCCUUGAUUCAAACAACAUGAACUCUGGACAGUAGUGCAUCUCUUCUGUCAUCCCCCGGUGUCUCCGACGAUCCUUACCCACCACCAUUGCCUGCUACUAUUAUGUAUAUGUACUGCAUCUGUAAUCCGAUUGCACGCAUGAUCAGUUGGGUAGGUCGCUGCUGCUUCCAGAGACGAUGCUAUGCUACCGCAUCAGUAUGAUGAUCAGCCUGUGGGAGCAUUUUGGUUGGGGCAUGGAUAUCUAUCUGGUGCUCAUAUGCCUUCCAUGAUCUGCGCAAAGGAUAGUACUACAGAGUGCUGUACUAGUAUGCAGUUUGUCAUUUGCUAGUGUAUAUGUAUGUGCAGUGGCUGCUAAUUCUCUGGAAGAUGUCGAUGUACAGUAACCUGUUGCGACUGUUGUACGUACUACUGUGUUGUACUCGGUGCCAUCUUUCCUAGACAUUCUACUGUUUUUUUUCUUUCUUUCA